Molecule: messenger RNA, 396 nt
Organism: Puccinia triticina
Lineage: Eukaryota; Fungi; Basidiomycota; Pucciniomycetes; Pucciniales; Pucciniaceae
Exons: 2
Coding region: 1-396 (131 amino acids)
Source: RefSeq, a predicted model, not a curated record
AUGGACGAUGACGGCCCUUCAUUCACAAUCUAUCAAGAUCCCCCGGAUCUACACCCGCCACCCUCAACCGCCGAACCCCGCCGCCCCCUCUCACCUUCCACCCGCCCGGCACUUGCCGAGAUCAGACUGCUCUCGUGGGCAAAUGAAGCCCAUUGCGACAGUGCACUCAAGCACGAAAUGUUAUCAUCUCAGCCAGACUCUUCAUCCGAGCCACCCGCCAGUCCUGCCUGUGCUGAAGACGAAGAAUCUAAAGAAAACAUCGACUCGAGACCAGUAGAUGCUCAGUCAUUCAAAACGCCUCCCCGCAAGCUCCUCUCGCCUGCCAUCAACCGUACCACGCCAAUCCACACCGCAACUAGUCCGACAACUCCCUCACUCGUUCCGCUUCGGAUUUAA